Messenger RNA from Paramecium primaurelia, 1445 nucleotides. Lineage: Eukaryota; Ciliophora; Oligohymenophorea; Peniculida; Parameciidae. The record is from the annotation of a GenBank genome assembly.
AUGGAAUAAAGUUUAUUCAUUUCAUAACAAGAAAUAGAACAAGUCAAUAAAUAAAAUACCAUUAACAUUAAUGUUGGUGUCUUAGGACAUAUUGAUUCUGGUAAAACAUCUUUGGUUAAGACAUUGUCUAAAGUAAUUAAUUUAUCAAUAUAUUAGAUAACAUCAACAGCCUCAUUAGAUAAGAACCCUUAGAGUUAGGAAAGGGGAAUUACUUUAGAUCUUGGAUUUAGUGCAUUUUACACUCGUAAUCCAAAUGAGGAGGGAAAGUAUCCACAAUAAAUCAUUUAAGAUAUUUUCAAUUUACAUUAGUAGAUUGUCCUGGACAUGCAUCAUUAAUCAAGACCAUUAUAGGAGGUGCUUAAAUUAUAGAUAUGAUGUUUUUAGUAAUUGAUGUAACUAAAGGCAUUUAAACUUAAACAGCUGAAUGUUUAGUAAUAGGUGAGAUUUUAGCUGAUAAAUUAAUUGUGGUCUUGAACAAAAUAGAUUUAGCAACAGAUGAAGUAAUAAAUAAAUAAAAAAAAAUAAUUGCUAAUGUUCUAUCUAAAACAAAGUUUGGAAAUUAAGUUCCAUUAGUUCCAGUUUCAGCUAUUUAAGCACUUGGAAUUGAAGAUCUAUUNGCAAAUAAAUUAACAAUUUCUUUAUUUGUUAAUGCUGCAAUUGUUAGUUAUGUUAUUGAUAUCUUGAUAUUUAGUAAUGUAUAUGGAUUUGGUGGAUUUUUGUAUAAUGAAUCUUUGAUAUUUAUAAUGAAUGCUGCUAUUGCCCCAUUAAUUUGGUUUAUUGAUCCUUGGACUUUGAUAAGAAAAUUAUAAAGAGACCAUUAAGCUUAAAAAGUUAAUGAUUGUUUACUUACAUAAAAGGAAGCAAAUGAAAUAAUGGAAGAAGUUGAUUAUUAAUUGGCAAUGAGAUAUGCAGACAUAAUUAAAACUAUGUGGUUUACCUUUUUUUUUGGUACUGCUAUCCCUAUAGGUGUAUUCAGUUCUUUAAUUGGUUUAUGUUUAUUUUAUCUUAUUGAUAAGUAUAAUAUAUUAAGAAGAAGAACAGUAAAAGAGAGUAUAUCAUAAGAAUUAUCAUGGUAAAUGAUUAAUAUGCUUGAAUUUAUUGUCUUAUUUAAUCCUUUGGGUAAUACAGUAGUCUCAUUAUUUCUUAACUAAAACUUUGAUAUUUUUUCAACAAUUGGAGUAAUUAUAGGAUUAAGUUUUUAAAUCUUGCCAAUACAUCGUUGUGUUGAUAGUAUGUUUCCAAUUAGAAAUUUUGAAGAAGUAUUAAUUAUUUUAUGAGUUUAGCCUGUGUCAUAUAAAAAAGCUUAGAUAGAAUUUGAUACUGAUUAUGAUAGAGAGAAUCCUGUAACAAAAUAAAAAGCAAUUGCUGAGUAUUCUUUGUAGUUGUAAGGUAUUACAUAAGACAGGAAGGUGGAAUAUUAAAUUAUGCAUGAAAAUCAUUAUUGA